This is a messenger RNA of Pseudopipra pipra, 3966 nucleotides long. It is a transcript of the gene NCF4, whose product is annotated as neutrophil cytosolic factor 4. Gene Ontology annotation, molecular function: phosphatidylinositol binding; protein binding; superoxide-generating NADPH oxidase activator activity. The transcript is spliced from 12 exons. The coding region runs from base 2502 to 3560 and encodes 352 amino acids. Gene Ontology annotation, biological process: respiratory burst; phagocytosis; superoxide anion generation. Lineage: Eukaryota; Metazoa; Chordata; Aves; Passeriformes; Pipridae. The record is from RefSeq and is a predicted model, not a curated record. Gene Ontology annotation, cellular component: cytoplasm; NADPH oxidase complex.
AACCCGAUGUUCCGUGCGGAAGGGCCCUGGCAACCGGUGCCUUCCUGCGCAUGCGCUCUGCCGGGCGCUCGCCUCUCCCCCCGCCCGCAGCCGUCCCUUCCGCUCAUCGUUUGGGUCACUUUUUCCUCGGGGCUUGGAGGUGGAGCGGGAAUUGCACCAGGCUUUGUGCUUUGCUGCGGCAGAUUUAUAAGUCGGCCACGAGGCUUGAUCAGCACGUUUAGAGCAGGCAGUUUGUGAGGCCGCUGUGUCUAGAAUGGAAGUUGAGCUGUGCUUCUUCCCAGCCCGGGCCAACAUUUGAUCCCUUAUCCUUUCCUCCAGUUCACGCUUUUCCUUGUGUUUGACUGUUACCAUACUGACGGCGAAAGUUCUCUUUCUGAUUUCUUAGUUGCUUUCUUCUUAAUAUCUCUGGAUUUUGGUCCUUUUUCUCCCCCUUUGUUAUUUUUGUAGUCUUUCACACUGCAGUAGGUUGGUUUCUUCAUUGUUUUUCUUAAUUUUCAAAUAUUUUUGCUAAGAUCUCCCUUGACUACUAUUAAACUAUUUCUCUGCCCUAUUCUUAUUCUUUGAACUGAUCUUCUGUCUUCCUUAAGCAAUCCAGGUCAGUGGAUUUGGGUUGGAGCUGAAAAAGGUGAUAAUGAAGCUUCCUGUGUUUUCCUCUCCUUCCAAUGUCUUACGCCAUCAGCAAGCAUACCAUUAAAAGCAAAGAACAUUUUUUAGGGUAUAAACUUCUUAGGGUAUAAACUUUGCUUGUCUACACUUUGGGUUGUUUACUCUGGAGCACAGAAUCUGCUUGCUGUGAAAAGCAGUGAGUAAGCUUGGGAAGAAAAGAAUAAUUAAUAGUGCAUCUAUAUUGGGGUUAUAAUAUUGUACAUUCCAGAAGUACUGUUGGUUGAAAAGAAAUUGUUCCAAGUUUUAUAUUAAUUUCAAGGUAGUGCCUGCUUAGGAGGCAGCUUUUUUUUACCUUUGUCUAGGAUGAAUGACCCAUUUUACAUGUUUGGGACUAUGUGGCACAUCUGCCAGACACCUAACCAGGCAAGAAAAUACCAUAAAAAUAAUGAGAUCCCAUAGCAAAAUCAAAGAAGUCUUUUAUAUGGACAUAAAAUAACAUUGUUUCUCUUAAAAAUAUGAAAGGGACUUCUCCAGCCUGAGUGGGUAAACCCUAAUUGUAGAUGAUAACUGUAGUGAAGUAUAGUGAUGGAGUCACUACUGAGGGUUCUUUUAAAAAGAAAAAGAAAAAUCAAUCCCAGGUCUCCCUAUUGCUUUCACUGUUUUCCAUCUCUGAAUCCUCCAUCACAUAAGACAGGUGUGGGUUAUUGAUGUUCUCCAUCACUUAUGUCUAAAUAGCUUCCCUCCCCUUUCAUCUUUUCUGCCUUCCACUCCAUCUUCCAAGAAAUCCACUUGUGUCUGUGUUGUUCCAUUUUUGCAAUCUUUGCAUUUUCCUUUGUUGUCUAUUUGUAAUAUUGUCCCAGUUUACUGACAGGUCUGUAUGCGAAGGCUUUGAGGCUCCAUUAUGAUUUACUUCAGAAUUAUUGAUCGUGGCUGCAAUGUAGUAGUAUCCAUCAGCAUUUGCUGAGGUAAAGCAUCUCUAACAUUUUACACUGGGAUCAGUGUAAUAGAAGGCAUAGAUUAUGUUGGAAGUGAGAUUUUUAUUGCUGUUGAAAAAUUCUGCUUGGAAUCUGGCUAUGCUGCUUUCCUAUUAGCACCCUGGUCCUUUAUCCCAUUCCCUCAUUUUCUACUUACCUCUGCAUGCAUGUGUGCACAGAACUCUUAAUGGACUUGUAUCCUCUCUAUUUCUUCUGUCCUUUUGCCCCACACUUUUUAUUUUUUUUACUCAAUCUCGGUCUUUUCCUCCACCUGAGUUCUCACAGGUAAAAGUUGUUCCAUUACCAGCUUUGACAGUGAUAGAUUAAGGAUGGAAUUACUUAUCUGCACCUUGUAAUCCAAACAGAAUCACAGUCUGCUGUUAGCAGUCCACAGGGGUUGCUGCUGAAUAAAUUGGAAUACUGGUAGCUGUGCUCACUGAAGCUUCUCUCAUCUUGAAUACGUGAGAAAGAGGGGAAGAGAAAUCCUGUGGAUUUAAACACCCCCACCCCCCUCCAACAAAGGAUGAUGUCCUUACCCUAGAGAAGUGUUUAUUUGGCUAAACCCUGUAUUUACCAGCUAAGGAGAAAUAGAGCACUCUUUCUAUUCACACAUUUCAUUUCUUCCUCAAAUAAAGCAAGAUGCCGGUGAGUGGAAAGCACUCCUUCUCUCAUGUGAGCAGGAUAAGUUGCCCUGACAGCCACAAGACCCUGAGAUUUAAAGUCACAUUCCUUUAGGCAGUGGUCACAAAACAGCAGAUGAACUGCACGUGUCCGUGAGCGGCUUGCAUUUCGUCAGGGUACAGAAGGCAACGAUGGUGGAACUGCAGCUCCAGCAGGAGUGGCAAGGAAUUUCAGGCACAAGGGACUGCCCAAGAAGCAGAGGAGUAGAGCUUAGCCACCUGGAUUCAAGAAGCUGAACCCAUGUCUCUUCCCCGACAGCUGCGAGAAAAGAGUGAUUUUGACCAGCUUCCAGAUGAUGUACCUGUUUCAGCUAACAUUGCAGAUAUUGAGGAGAAGAAAGGCUUUACAAACUACUUCAUGUUUGUCAUUGAAGUAAAGCUUAAAGGUCGUGGCAGAUACCUGAUUUUCCGACGCUAUCGUGAGUUCUAUGCCCUGCACACCAAACUAGAGGAGAGAUAUGGGCCAGAGAGUGAUAAUGGCCCAUUCACCUGCACACUCCCUGUAUUGCCAGGAAAAGUUUUUGUUGGUGCCAAAAGGGAAAUUGCUGAGAACAGGAUUCCUAUCCUAAAUGUCUACAUGAAGAACCUACUCUGCCUCCCUGCUUGGGUGUUGAUGGAUGAAGAUGUACGGCUGUUCUUCUACCACUCAACCUUCGAUAGCGAGCAGGUGCCUCACAGACUGAGACGGCUUCGCCCACGGACACGCCGAGUUAAAAGCAUUUCACAUCAAGUACCUAUUUUUGACCGCACAGCAGCUCCGCGGGCUGAGGCACUGUUUGAUUUUCCUGGAACCAAUAAACUGGAACUCAGCUUCAAGAAGGGAGACUUGAUCUACCUACUCAGCAGAGUAAAUAAAGACUGGUUGGAGGGAACUGCUAAUGAUACCACUGGGAUUUUCCCAUGUGCUUUUGUGAAGAUCAUAAAAGACUUACCACAGCAGGAAGACACAGUCAAUAAAGUCCGCUGUUAUUACCACAGUGAGACUGUGAGCACUAUCAGGGAUAUCUCAGUGGAAGAGGACCUGAGCAGCAUUCCAUCAUUCAAAGAUCUCAUGGAAUUGAUGAGGCGGGAGUUUGUCCAAGAUGACAUCGCUUUGAAUUAUCGGGACCUCGACGGGGAUCUGAUCCGGUUGCUCUCCGAUGAGGAUGUUGAACUCAUGGUAUCUCAGAGCAGGAGAAGGCCCUCUGAGAAGCACUUUUUUCCUUGGAAGUUGCACAUCACUCACAAAGAUGACUUGGGUGUCUACAACACUAGUCCAGGAAUAGAUGCUACUCAAAUAGUAGGAGCAAUAUUGCCAUAGUUUUCUCUUCAUUUGCUGAUAUGAACAUUUGUGUGCCAGGGCAUAAUUAUUUCUGUCAUGUUGGAGUCUGACCAGGCAUUCAGAGUUUCUUCUAGAAGGAUCAAGAAAACUUUUUUGUACUUCAGUGAAGAAAUUGGAGCCCACCUUAGCUUUCUUCUUUCCACUGCCCAAUAUAUUGAAUUUUUUGAAUCAAACUUAGUACACCUGUGGUGUUCUCCAUAGACCUUUUUGUAAUUGUACAGACUACUUAUUUCUGCAUUCUGGGAAAACAUGCAUGAUGCCUAUUCAAACAGGAGUUUAUUCUCUGUCUAUCUUCUGCUUUCGGACACUUCAUUUCAAAGGAGAACUAACAAGAAAUUACUGUAUCAGAUUCUUCAACAAAUAAAGUUAAAUAUGAGUUUAUCAA